AUGCGUGUCCUCACCCUCGCGUCUUUGGCUACAGCCGCCCUCGCUGCUGAAGUCACAAUCGAUGUAACCCGUGCCGUCGAGUGCGACCGCAAGACCAAGGUCGGCGACAAGAUCUCCGUCCAUUACAGAGGUACUCUGCAGUCUGAUGGCUCUGAAUUCGACGCCAGCUACAACCGGGGUACCCCACUCGACUUCACCGUUGGCAGGGGACAGGUUAUCAAGGGAUGGGAUGAUAACCUCCUGGACAUGUGCAUUGGCGAGAAGAGAACUCUUACCAUCCCCCCCGAGUUUGGCUACGGAAACAGUGCUCAAGGACCAAUCCCCGCUGGCAGCACACUGAUCUUCGAAACCGAGUUGAUGGCCAUCGCGGGCGUCAAGGCUCCAGAGAAAAUUGUUGAAAAGCCGGUCGCUAGCAAGGCUACUGAAGGUAUUAAGGCUGCCGUGGAGAGCAAGAUAGCUGAGGCUGCCGAGGCCGUCAAGGUUGUUAUCUCCGAUACUGACCAAGAUGGACAGGAGCACAACGAGUUGUAG
Messenger RNA from Drepanopeziza brunnea f. sp. 'multigermtubi' MB_m1, 531 nucleotides. The record is from RefSeq and is a predicted model, not a curated record. Lineage: Eukaryota; Fungi; Ascomycota; Leotiomycetes; Helotiales; Drepanopezizaceae.